AUGACGGAGACGGCAGCAUCAACCGGGAGCGAAGACCCCGCACAGAGGGCGGCCGAACAGGCUCGUCUGCGCAAGGAGCGUCGUGAGGCUAAGCUCAAGGCAGGCGGCUCGGCUCGCCUGAACAAGAUUACCGGGCUGAGCGGGAGACCGAUGGCAGACUUCGAGCCACCUUCCGCCACCGCAGCUACUCCGACAGCGACGACAGACGAUCCCGAGGAAGUCGACAUCUCAGAGCACUUCCACGUUCCCAAGACGACUGAACGGGGGCAACAGCGAUUGCAGGAUCAGGGUGUUGAGCCGGCCGUUUCCGAGGAUGCCCUCCGUCAGAUGAUGCUCGGCAUGGGUCCCCCCCCUCCUCUCCAGCAGCAGCAGCAGGGUGAUGGGCAGGAGAAUGCCAACCCGUUCGGUGGGGCGGCGGGCGGCGACGACCCGAUAAUGCAGAUGAUGAGCCAGAUGAUGGGCGGUGGCGCCGCCGGAGCGGGGAACCCGUUGGCCGGCAUCCCCGGCCUCGGAGACGCCCUCGGACAGAAGCAGAAGGCCUCCCCGCCGGACAUGUACACGUCUCUGUGGCGCCUGCUGCACGGCAUCGUCGCCCUCGGGCUGGGCCUCUACAUUGUCGCGCUGACGCCCUUCACCGGCACGAGGGCGGAGAGGGAGUUGGCUGCCGCGGAUGAGAUACAGGAGAAUGAGGAGCGCAAGAGGCUGUUCUUCUGGGUGUUUGCCACGGCGGAGGCGUGCCUGCUCACCACGCGCUUCUUUCUGGACAAGGGGCGGGACCCGCCGGCCGGGAUCGCAUGGACCGUCUCCGGCUUCCUGCCUCAGCCGUUCAAGGGGUACGCUCAGAUGGUCAUGAGGUAUGGGCAGAUCUUCACCACGGUCAGGUCGGAUAUUCUCGCCUGCAUCUUUGUUCUGGGGGUGUGUGCUUGGUGGAGGUCGUGA
Molecule: messenger RNA, 939 nt
Organism: Geosmithia morbida
Lineage: Eukaryota; Fungi; Ascomycota; Sordariomycetes; Hypocreales; Bionectriaceae
Product: GET complex subunit GET2
Exons: 2
Coding region: 1-939 (312 amino acids)
Biological process (GO): retrograde vesicle-mediated transport, Golgi to endoplasmic reticulum
Source: RefSeq, a predicted model, not a curated record